AUGUCCAACGAAGCUGACCUAUACAUUUCCAACGGCACCUGCUACUAUGGAGAGGGUCAAGUAUCUGACCCACGUUAUAUACCUUGCGGCAAUGCCCGACUCUCUGGUGUCCAACACUGCUGUUUCGAGGGCUCGUACUGCCUCUCCAGCUACGCAUGCUAUGACACACCAACCGGAGUGACCUAUCUCGCCGGCUGCACCGAUCCCACCUUCCUGGACGAGCAAUGCGCCCAGAAACCCGGCUACACAGGGCAGCAGUGGGUGGCCAUGGCGCGCUGCAGCGGCGAGAACAUUUCAAUGUGGACAGGCUGCGCCCACCACCCGAGGCAGGUCACGCUCGAGAAGGAAAACUGCAGCUGCAACCUAACCAAUGUCCUGAUCGAGAACACCAACGGGCAGUCCAGCCUCGGUGAGAUCGGCAGCCUGCCAACGUCCGCCGGCGGGACGAUCUCGUUCAACCCCACCGCCCUGCCCACGUAUGCAGUGACCACGACCGGGAAUCCGUCGGGCGUGGCGUCGGGCGCUGCGACUGCGACUGCCACGGAGCCGACCUCGGGCAGCGGUGGUGGUGAGCCCUCCGGCGGCGCCAAGGCCGGAAUUGCGGUCGGGUCCAUCGUCGGAGGACUGCUCGUGCUUGGGGCCCUAGCAUACCUUUUCCGCAAGGCGUACCGGCGGAGAGUGGACCGGGCCGUGGCAGCUCGCACCUCGCGGACGGACUCGGCGCCGCCGCCGCCGCCGCACGAGCCCAGUCCCAUGUCUCAACUUUCAUCCCGAGUGUCGCCGGCACCACAGUAUCAUGAGUCUUUACAGAUCCCCAAGUCCGAGGAGGAGGGCAAGAUCGCCGGGCUCGGGUACAAGUCUGAGAUGCCGACUGAAAGCAAUGACAAGCCUGAACUUCCGGGCGAUGUAGGCAUCGUGGCUCCGCACCGGAGGCAUGAGCUUGCUACGUGA
This is a messenger RNA of Diaporthe citri, 951 nucleotides long. RefSeq lists its product as uncharacterized. The transcript is spliced from 2 exons. Bases 1 to 951 code for a protein of 316 amino acids. The record is from RefSeq and is a predicted model, not a curated record. NCBI's taxonomy places the organism in Eukaryota, Fungi, Ascomycota, Sordariomycetes, Diaporthales, Diaporthaceae.